GCUUCUUGCAAAAGCAUCAGUCCGUGCAAGGGACAGAGUGGGAGUAACUUCCAUGCAGUGCAGGGCUCCCAUCACAGAGAGCCCAGUUAGGAGCUCGCACCGCGGGGAUGACACACGCGAGCACUUUGUCAUUUGCCAGCCACUGCCCAUGGACGAGGCAGAUCGGGCCACUGAGCGAGUAACGUCCGGGGGCGAGGGGGUUAUUUGCUUUCUUGCAAUGGCUCCAGUGACAGAUCCGAACAAGUGGGAGCGACGCUGAUCUCCAUGGAGCCCCCUCCUGCCUCUGGCUGCUGCACCGGCUGCAGUGUGUGAAGCCGCCCCAGCCAGGACGGACCAUGAGGGGCGUCUUCGGCUUCAAGCGGCUGAGGCUGAAGAUCUGGAGGAGAUGCACGCUCCUGUUCUUCCUCUGCUGGGCUGCCUGCUGGCUGCUGGGCAGCACGUUCCUCUUCCUUGUCCACAGGAGCGUCUUCUCCGAGCGCUGCACGGACGAGAAAAGCCACGGGAUCCUGGCGAGGCUGUGUCUUGACUACAGCAAAGGAGCCCUGACUGGCGACCUUUGUGAAGACUUGUGUGUGGCACAGAAGCUGGUGUACAAACAGUGCCUUUACUAUGACAGAGGUAAGAAGGUCAUCCAGGCGGACUGGAAAGGCCAGCCAGUCAUCUUGAAAUCCAAAAAGGAAAUCUUCUCUAGCUACCAGCGCCUCAGAUUGCUUGAUGAAGUGGAAACACAGGAUGUUCCUGAGACAGAGCUUCUGCUGAUGGUAGCUUUGGAGGUCAAAAAUGUCCUGGGUCUGGAAUUAUCUAACAACACCAUGGGACCCUUAUGGACUAGGAGGAGAGAUCUGCAUUGGAAAGCACAAGUGGCCAGCAUGUGGUCCUUACUCCAGCAGGAAGAAUAUAUCUACUUCAGUCUACUGCAGGACUUCAGCAAACAUGUCCUACGAGUCAUCGGCUCCUGUGGCCACUUCUAUGCUGUGGAGUAUCUCACAGCCGGACAUGCCUGGCACAAAACUAUUUUUCCUUUGGAGGAUGCAGUUGGUCCCUCCUUCACUGGCACUAAACGCAAGGUGAAGGCAAUAACUGACAUUGCACUCAGCUUCCUAGAUAUGGUGAAUCAUUUUGAUAAUGAUUUCUCUCACCGGCUUCACCUGUGCGAUAUCAAACCAGAGAAUUUUGCUAUCAGAAAUGAUCUCACGGUGGUCGCCAUUGAUGUGGAUAUGGCCUUUUUUGAACCUAAAAUGAGGGACAUCCUUGAACAGAAUUGCACAGAAGAUGAAGACUGUAAUUUUUUCGAUUGCUUUUCGAAGUGUGACCUGAGAAUCAGAAAAUGUGGAGCAGAGAGGGCCAACAACAACCUGCAAGUCAUCUGUGACAAAAUAUUCCGUCACUGGUUUUCUCCAAAUCUCAGGGGACACACAAUUUCCUUCCCUCUGCAGUUGCAGUUGCAAAAGGCUGUUCAUGAAUGUGCCAAACCAGAGCCCAAGGACUUGACACAACACCAGCAAACGUCUCUGCAUUCUCUGUCUGAGUUAUACCAUUUGCUGCAAGCCAGUCAAAGAGAACUUCAAAAAGCAGAUGGUUAGCCUGGUGAAAACGAAUGGUAACGAUGAUAUAUAAUCAUCAUCAUGGCCAGCAGUCUCUCUCUCUCUCUCUCUCUCUCUGCUCCUAUCCAUUGUAUUAUUUUUUACAGUGUAUAGCUUAUUUUUUUUACUAUGAAAAUGAAAUUCAUGAUUGAAGAUGCAGUGAAUGUUAUUAAUCCCCUCUGAGGUGUGAAAUUGUUUUACAUUAUAUGGACACUAUUCUUGCUUGGCUUUUUGAAGUCACAUUGGCUCUCCGCAGUGACAUUCUGCCAUUGGUUGCCCAUAGAGUUGUGGUCUCCUGCAGAAAAACAUCCAUCUGAGAGCUGACCCCAGGCUGAUGAGAUAUUUAUCUCUGGAUGGUGCUUUGAAAAUGAAAGGUGUAAAUGCUUAGCAGAACUAAUAUUAAUUUAAAAGAGAGGCACGAGGUGUCCUUUUAUUUCACCGCAGAGUGCGGGACUGGUAGGCAGGGUUCAGGACAGAGAACUCUGCACAAACAGACAGCUUCUGCCAGUAGGGAAGACACAUGGCUGCUUUUGUAUAGACAUCUGCUGCUGAUGAUCUCAAAGGCAUUGCCUUUCUUUAUUUUAUGCAACUAGACCCCUAGCCGACACUGCUGAAAGAAAAUACAUCAAGAUGCUUAGGGAUUGUCUAAACAGAGAAAUUUACCAACAUAAUCAUAGUGGUAAAAUUAUACUGCUAUAGUUAUACUGGUAUAACUCCUCAUGUGAACACUCUUAUUUCUUUUCUGGUUUAGUUUAUCUCAUUUUGGGAGAGGUAGAUGGGACACUUUAGCAGGCCACAGUGUAGUGUAUCAUUUCCUUCCCUUCACAAUCAUGGAAGGGAUUGUGGAAAAGAGCAGGGAAUACUGAUGGCUUUUAUUUAGUACGUGCAAAUUUUGGGGGGCUUUAUGGUGAUAUUUUAGUAACAAAAGGAAUUUUGCAUGAGAAGUCAUGAUCUGCAGUCAAUGGGACCAGUUAUAUGAACAGGGAUUGCAGGAUUAGGAAUUUAAUGCUGAUUUCCAAAGUUCUCUAGCUGUCGAGAGUCUAACAGACAAGUUUAGAAGCUGUCUCAGUUUUGUACUGGUGCUAUGCCUGUCUGCCAUUGCUGGCAGAUUAUGGGACUGCAUAAAUGAGGCAGAAUCCUUAAAAACAAACAUUUCACAUUUUUUACUAAAAUAUCAUCAGAUGGGACUCUCUAGUUUUGAAUCUGGCAGUGCUGCGUUGGGAGCAUAUAAUAGCACUUGGGGCUUGUCUAUAUGAACACUUUGAGGGCUGUUUAUACUGAAAAGUUAAAGAGGCAUUCCUGAGAGAUGUAGUUAAGCUGACCUAACCCCCGGUGUAGGCAGGAAGAAUUCUUUUGUCAACCUAGUUACUGCCUCUCGGGGAGGUGGAUUAUCUACAGUGAUAGGAGAACCCUUCCCAUCGCUGUUAUGUCUACAAUGAAGCAUUACAAUGGUGCAGCAGCUGUGCCACUGCAGCGUGUUAAGUGUAGACAUACCCUUAAUGCACAGCAGACUAAUGUGGGAUAGAUGUACACCCCAGUAUUUUUCCUCUUUGAAACUGCUUUACAAACAUUAGUCUUCACAACAGCCCUGAAGCUUGCCAGCUGAACUAUUUUAUCCAUAGGCCUUGUCUAGCUAGUAAAUAAGUGUUCUUUUUAAAUAGUGUUAGCUCACGUGAUUUUAAACACCUCUUAGCACCUAAAAAUGCAUUAAGUGGUUAGGAGAAGUCUAGGAUUCCUCAUGACCAGCUAACAUAUUCAUAAGGGUGUUAAAUCAUGUCUAUACUAGGUGCUAAAUCAUGUAAAUCCUAAGUAGUGUUUCAAAUUAUGUUAGGUUUUACACCAGAGAGAAUGAGGUUAAAGAACUUGCCCAGGGCAAGGCCAGGGAAUGGAGCCAGGAUUAGAACUCAGAAAUCCUUGGCUGGUAAAACUUUGCUUAAUCCACAACUUUUUCUAAGAGAUCAAACUGACAUUUU
Molecule: messenger RNA, 3556 nt
Organism: Trachemys scripta elegans
Lineage: Eukaryota; Metazoa; Chordata; Testudines; Emydidae
Gene: DIPK1C
Product: divergent protein kinase domain 1C
Exons: 4
Coding region: 336-1583 (415 amino acids)
Source: RefSeq, a predicted model, not a curated record